CGGGCCGUGUGCAGCGUGGGCUCCCGCAGCCAUUGCAGCUCAGAGAGGUCUCCGCUCGAGUGUCACGGCGCAGGCUCGCUGUAGCGCAGCCGCUCUGAGUAGGCAACCAUGGAGGAUCAUACAGUUACCCAGACUGAUAACCUGACCACAAUUGAAGCUCACACUGUGGCUCACACCGUAGCACACUCUGUGGCUCAGCAGGUUCAACAGGUCCAUGUGGCCACAUACACCGACCACACCAUGAUGAGUGCCGACGAAGAUUCUCCAUCCUCUCCGGAGGACACCUCUUAUGAUGACUCGGACAUCCUGAACUCCACUGCAGCUGAUGAGAUUACAGCCCACUUGGCAGCCGCAGGUCCUGUUGGAAUGGCUGCUGCAGCUGCUGUGGCCACAGGAAAGAAGCGCAAAAGACCUCAUAUAUUUGAAUCCAAUCCUUCAAUACGAAAACGUCAGCAAACACGCCUGCUAAGGAAACUAAGGGCAACUCUGGAUGAAUAUACCACUCGUGUGGGGCAACAAGCCAUUGUGCUGUGCAUUUCACCUUCUAAACCCAACCCUGUUUUUAAAGUCUUUGGGGCCGCACCAUUGGAGAAUGUGGUCCGCAAAUACAAGAGCAUGAUCCUGGAGGACUUGGAGACUGCGUUAGCAGAGCAUGCCCCCGUUCAGCAGGACCUCAACUCAGACCUACCUCCUUUGACAAUAGAUGGCAUUCCCGUCUCUGUGGACAAGAUGACGCAGGCUCAGCUGCGAGCUUUCAUCCCCGAGAUGCUGAAAUACUCCACAGGACGGGGCAAACCAGGCUGGGGCAAGGAGAGUUGUAAGCCCAUCUGGUGGCCUGAUGAUAUCCCGUGGGCAAAUGUUCGCAGCGAUGUACGUACUGAGGAGCAGAAACUGAGGGUUUCGUGGACUCAAGCCUUGAGAACAAUCGUAAAGAACUGUUACAAACAGCAUGGGCGGGAAGAUCUGUUGUAUGCAUUUGAAGACCAGCAGACACAGCAAGUGACAACUACCCAUGGUAUUGCCCAUCUCGUCCCCUCACAGACUGUGGUACAGACGAUUAGCAACCCAGAUGGCACUGUAUCCCUCAUUCAGGUCGGCACGGGUGCUACCGUCGCUACUCUUGCCGAUGCAUCUGAACUACCAACUACUGUGACUGUUGCGCAAGUAAAUUACUCCACAGUCAGUGAUGGAGAGGUAGAACAGAACUGGUCGCUGCAGGGGGGCGAGAUGACCAUUCAAACGACGCAGGCAUCCGAAGCCACCCAGGCCGUGGCAUCCUUGGCAGAAGCAGCAGUGGCCGCAUCGCAUGAUAUAUCCCAGGGAGCCACUGUGACCAUGGCACUAAACAGGGCAUUUUCUACACGCAUUGAUCCCAUGUACAAUGAAGCCGCAGCUCAUGCUGUAGCCACCUUGGCAGAAGCCACAUUGCAGGGAGGAGGACAGAUAGUCUUGUCGGGUGAGACGGCAGCAGCUGUGGGAGCCUUGACUGGAGUGCAGGAUGCCAACGGUCUUGUGCAGAUCCCAGUCAGCAUGUAUCAGACAGUGGUGACGAGCCUGACGCAGGGUAACGGACCAGUACAAGUUGCUAUGGCACCAGUUACGGCAAGGAUAUCGGACUCUGUCACAGUAGAUGGACAGGCAGUAGAGGUGGUUACGUUGGAGCAAUGACUGUCCAGCCAAUGAAGGGUCAUGAGUUUUCCUGUCUACGUCGUGUCUUCGGCUUUCGGGCAAUGUGUGGAUUUUUGAAGCAUUUGAAUGAGAUCUCCAGUUUGAACUUCAAAAAAAAAAAAGACAUUUCUAUUUUUUUUAAUUUUUUUUUUACACAGCAACUUCCUUGUCCAACAUUUGGUCUCACUGCUUUUCCUAUGAGAUUUAAUUUAUUUAAGUAAAAUAACAAAGAUGCUUUGAAUGCUAAGCCCUUCAGCUGUAAAGGAGGUCAGCUAAGCACAGAAGAAGGAAACCCACAUCUUCGCUGACAAUUUUGCGCCAUCUCAUUUGGCAAUAAAAUGGACAGUUCUGUAAUAUUUUUCUGGAUUUUAAUAUUUCCUUUUUCGAAGACUGGAUAGACAUAAUUGGCAUUGGUGGGGAAUAACGCCAAUUGAAUUCGAUUUGCAGCCACCCCAUUAGCUGCCUGCAUCAGUGAUCGACUACUUUGAACCAAUAAUAUGAAUUUCUAAAUGCCUGCCUCCACAGACAUGUUAGCUGAAAUAAGAUGCGUUUAACUAUAACUGGAUGGACAACUUAUUUGUUCAUGUGACACUUUCCAAAUGGGAAACUGACUGGCAGUCUGUAAAAUGUAAAAUCUGUACAGUAAUUUUGGAACAGACGAGGGGGUUUGAACAGAGCAUCUGGAGCAGCCUCUGUUUUUCCGUUGCUGUUGGGCUACUGGCUCCGCUAUGCCGUGGCUAGAUAAUCCAGCAACAGAUGAUAAGGCGCAGGUUGGCCACCCCCAGUUAGAGGCAUCUGUAUUCUUCAGUUUCUGUGGCAUGCUACUCAUUUCUGAAAGUACAUGAAUAAACAGUUGGUUUUAAGCAAUCUUUGGGUGGAUGCAGUAAAAUAAAAGAAAAUACAUUUCCCGUGCACUGAGAUGUCCGCUGUAAAGGGUGCUUCUACUAAAUCCUAUAUAUAUUUUACUGACAUUUUAUACGCCUCAUGUAGACAAAAGUAAAUGGACAUCAUAUACAUAGCGUACACAAACGGAUUCUGAAAUGAUUAAUGGUCCCCUACCUGAAAGGUGCAGCAGCCCUAUAUAGACCAUAUAUUGAGGCUUUUUGCAUUUCAGUUUUAUUCAACAUCAAUUAAUUGGGCUGUCUACAUUUAGACCUCUUAGGGGUGUAGUUUAGAGUUCAAAAACAUUUUUUUUUAAUAAUUAUCAUGGAGAAUGCUAAUGCUUCAGAUGCCACAGUUAUACAAAACCGAACUUAGUUUCAUCAGUAUUUUUAUGUUUCCUUAUAAAAGAUAAGUCUUGCAUAAUGUUUGGACAGAGUGUAGCUGCAUUUUAGCUGUUUUUACAAAGUUAGUGUCAUCUUUCUAGUUUUGGGUUCUGCGUUUCUCUACAUCAUACCAAAAUACCUGCGUGACAAACAUUUUGCUGCGAGUGGUCUGCAAUUCAGCCGUCUAUUUCCUUUUAACGUCAAUCCUUUGUGUUCUACUGAAACGCCGCCAUACGUGUAAUGCUUUUAUGUAUUUGAAAAUUGGUUUGCAAAUCAAGCCAUGUAUUAUUUAGACAAUUUGUUCCGUUUUAACUGUGAAAUCAUGAUAGCCAAUUGCAAUACA
Spea bombifrons (plains spadefoot toad) is the source of this 3276-nucleotide messenger RNA. RefSeq names its product nuclear respiratory factor 1 (gene NRF1). Gene Ontology annotation, cellular component: nucleus. Bases 109 to 1668 code for a protein of 519 amino acids. The transcript is spliced from 12 exons. The record is from RefSeq and is a predicted model, not a curated record. Gene Ontology annotation, molecular function: DNA-binding transcription factor activity, RNA polymerase II-specific; RNA polymerase II cis-regulatory region sequence-specific DNA binding. Lineage: Eukaryota; Metazoa; Chordata; Amphibia; Anura; Pelobatidae. Gene Ontology annotation, biological process: regulation of transcription by RNA polymerase II.